This is a messenger RNA of Perca flavescens (yellow perch), 4767 nucleotides long. It is a transcript of the gene sh3bp5lb, whose product is annotated as SH3-binding domain protein 5-like, b. Lineage: Eukaryota; Metazoa; Chordata; Actinopteri; Perciformes; Percidae. Gene Ontology annotation, biological process: intracellular signal transduction. The coding region runs from base 377 to 1765 and encodes 462 amino acids. The transcript is spliced from 6 exons. The record is from RefSeq and is a predicted model, not a curated record. Gene Ontology annotation, molecular function: protein kinase inhibitor activity. Gene Ontology annotation, cellular component: cytoplasm.
CCUUGGAGCAGCCCUAGCCACACACUGCAUUUAUUAUGGAUAUCUCAGAAAUAACGUAGCCUGCAUAAAAAUACCAGGACAUAACGAAAUAGAUGAAUUGCAAAAUGUGUAAGAGGAUAACAGAACAAGAGUAGGAAAGAGUAUUGCAGUGCCACUAACUUAGUGUCAUGUGCAUCUUAAAUGACUAAAGCAGCCAGGCUACGUAGAGUGGCUAGCAUUAGCCACACAGUGUUUGUAUUGCAGGCACAGCGGGACGUUUUAACAGUUUAAGUAAUAUUAGUGUUCCAAUAGGAAGUUUGUAGCGGCGGUGACGGGGACACCGUAUUUUGCAGGGGGACGUGUGGCUGCAACACGGCAGCCGAACGACAGGCCGCAAAUGGAGCCAGGAACAUCGAGUGAAAUUACCAACGGCGCGGGGUUGCCUAGACCGAGCGGUCUUCGGGAGGAGACCCCGGGGGAAGAGGCGAAAGGCGGAGAAGCGAGCACCGUGAUGUCGAGGCGAAGAGGAGCGGACGCAGACACCGCGGAGGAGCAUACAGCGCAACGUGAAGAGGAUGAACCGGGGAAACGGAUUCAAACCGGAGGGGAAGAAGAAGCCGGCAAAUACGAGGAGGAAUUGGACCCAAGGAUUCAGGAGGAGCUGGAGCAGCUGAACCAGGCCAGUGAUGAGAUCAACCAGCUGGAGCUGCAGCUGGAUGAUGCCCGGUCCAGCUACAGGAGGAUCCUUACUGAUUCUGCCAGGAAGCUCAACGCUCAGGGCUCCCAGCUUGGCACCUGCAUUGAGAAAGCAAGGCCUUACUAUGAAGCACGCAGACUUGCCAAAGAGGCCCAACAGGAGACCCAGAAGGCCGCUCUGAGAUAUGAGAGGGCCGUGUCCAUGCACACUGCUGCCAGAGAGAUGGUAUAUGUGGCGGAGCAGGGCCUCCUGGCUGACAGGAACACCAUGGACCCCACCUGGCAGGAGAUGCUUAACCACGCCACCGCUAAGGUGAACGAGGCGGAGGAGGAGCGCCUGCGCAGCGAGCAGGAGCACCAGCGCGUCACACAGCUCUGCCAGGAAGCCGAGGCUCGAGUCCAGACCCUCCAGAAAGCCCUGAAGAAGGUCAUCCUCAAAUCCAAACCUUACUUUGAACUUAAGGCUCAAUUCAAUCACAUUCUGGAGGAACAUAAGGCUAGAGUAGUACAGUUGGAGGAGCGGGUGGCGAAAGUGAAAACACGUUACUCUGUGGCCCUGCGGAACCUGGAGCAGAUCAGCGAGCAGAUCCACGCACAGAGGGGGCGAAUCAGGGCCAGCAGGGGGCGUCCUGCAGUCUGUGGGGGGCGGAGCUCCCCUGUGGGUGCUGAGGCUGAGGUCCAAGCCGCCACUGGGAUUCCCAUCGGGAGCAGCAGUGUGGGAUUUGGCGGAAUAGAGAGCAACUGGGCGGACGGUGAGAAGACCAGGCUGUGGGUGGAGAGGCACAGGAAGAGCGGCUGGGGCCAGAGGGAGCGGCUGGAGGCGGAGCACGCCGCCUCAGACUGCAUGUCAGUCAUCAGCCUGCAGACCAUCGCCUCUGACCUGGAGAAGUGUGACUCGGUGGAGCACCUGGGUGACCUGAGCGACGCUGGGAGCGCGCUGGCGGAGGAGUGGGAGCGCGACAGAAAGCCUAAUGAGAGGCCAGGCAGCAGGGCAGCAGGGGCCGAGGACCCCCCGCAGGAGAAGGGAGAGGUUACCAAGGAGACGCAAGAGAGCUUCAACAAGCAGCACCACAGAAGUGUUAGUCUAUGAUAGUCAGCCGGAGGACUGAGCUGAGGAGAGAGGAGGAGUAAUGGUGCGUGUCCACUGGCAGCGUCAUUUCCACACUUCCCACUCAUUGUCUCUCUAAGCAGCCGGGCAAUGCAUUCUGGGAACGUCGUGGCGACUUUGAGAAGCUAAGCGUUGAGUUGCCCGCUCCACAUUUGCAUAAAGUUGAAUCCAGACUACUUUAUGUAAAUCAGAGCUCGGCUCAGCUCGCCGCCUCUCAAAAACUCCGUUGGCGAUCUAAAGUGAAGACAGAUUCAGCAGCUGCAGAUUAUUUCUCUCAUAACUAUUUUCGUAAAAUAAGCAAACAUUUGAAAUGUCUCUUUUGAAAUCCCGAGUCAAGCUUUCGUCCAAUCAGUUGCAGCCAUCGAGGUUGUAGAAGGCUGAGCCUGUUUUCUUUGCUUGUCAGUGGUCAGUGAAGAGAAACUGACAACUGCGAGUGGAGAGAACAUCAAUGGUCGAGGCCAAUGGUGAGAAGCGGGGCGAUUCCUGCCGUCACAAAACGCCACAGUGGACACGUACCGUAAGGAUUAUGGCGAGCUUAUGAUGGGGGAACAGAGAGAGACAAAGAACCCUGACUAAAAUGUGAAAUGGAGAGGCUGACAGUGACAGAGCACCGCCCGGACACUGCAGUUAGGAAUAGCAGGAAGCGUUGGCAGGUACACGGGCCACACACUAAUGAAGCUCUACGUGACAGCAAUAAUAUGAGAGAGCAGUCCUGCAGAGAGCACUGACCUCCCCUCACUCUCCACUCUGCUGCUCCACAUGCUAAAACGUAAACAAAAGUGCAUGAAACAAGUACAAACAGGCAGUUUAGAGGAAUGCAAACACGUUUCAUUUAUUUCAUGUCAGACAAUUUAAAAAAGUUGGUACCACUUGUGUUUUUGCUGAAGGGAUGGACAAAUGGGUCUCUCCGGUUUGUUAUAACUUUAGUUUUUAUUGUAGCUUUGGCCUUCAUUUCUACACUGGAUUUACUGAAGUAACUUGAGAUCUGGGAACACGGAAACACAAGCAGUCAGAUGGGUUGUACAGUUUAUCCAGAUUACCUGAACCACCUAGUCAUCUAUCACCAGACCAAGCUCAAUCUUUUAAGAUUGAACAUUAGUCUGGGGAGUCUGCUAUGUAUUUUUUUCUGCACAAGAGGCAUAGUUCAGAUGACUCUGUAAGCAAUUGGAUAGUCCUUCAACCAAUCAGACUAACGAUCCGGGUGACGUAGCGGCAUCAAUGGGUUGCUGCGAUUCGGUGGCCGCCAUGUUGAAUGUAAACAAAAAGCUGCUUGCCGUCGCUUCUCUAUCGUCAUCGUGUUAAACCCGCCAAUAGCGCGCCAGGUGGAUAAGCCAGUGAACUGAAAUCACCGGCAGAUCGGGCUGGGUUUAACCACCUUAAUUGGCAGUCAGAAGUGAGUUCACCAGAAAUGUCACUAAUAAUCCCUCAUUACACAGUAAAACUGUGUGCACACGACUAUGUAUGUAGUGGUGGGUCAAGUUAAGCCAGCAAGUCACUCUGUAAACUAUGACAAGGAACAUUUUGGGCAAACAUUUUUAGACCUGCACGUGUGGCUUUUUGGUAAUUUUAAUAAAAGAAAUUGCUAUUUGCAUGGAUGAUUUUUCUGGGACAUCUCCCUCCAUGCUCUGCCACAACGAAUCUCAGACACGCCACCCCCUAAUGCAGGAGCCUGCUUAACCACACAUUGACCUUUUUAAAUUUAGUCACAUACAAUCGUACUGCACAAUGUAGGGAAAUUCAAUUUUUCAACUUCUACUUGUGUCAGUGAAAGGUAAUUUAUGCCUCAAAUUAAUUGAUUUCAUUCAUGAGUUAUAUAUCAGUACUUUUUUACCUGUUGAAAUACGUUUUUAAAGGAGCAAUACAAUCCAUAAAAUCCACUUUUGCACUUGCCAACAAGUGAUUGCCACUCCUACCAUGUGUUUGAAAGGUUGUUUCUGCCUAUAAAUGACUUAAUUUAAUAAUUGUGGUUUAUAUCUGACAGAUUGUAGCCCACCCAGUACUUUUUACCUGUUGAAAUGCCUUUGUAAAGGGCCAAUACAUCCAGUAACAUGCAGUUUUCCAAGUGAGCUGACAUAUAUAUAUAUAUAAACUAGGCGAUACAGCUUAAACGAGCUGCGCACGCUCCCAUGGACAGCAACCAGUUUCUGGCGGAUGAUCAUUUUUUGGCGCAACACUGUCAAUCAGCCAGCCAGCGAUACAUGAACACAAAGGGAGGGGCCAACAGUUUAACAAUCCGUUUUCAUUCCCAGUUUGUUAAUAUUGACCAAAACCAAGAACAGAGAAGCUCAGAUUACAACACACACAGAGGGAGGGUGAGUCAUUCUCUGCUCAGUUACUCCACUGGCUACAUAUCUUAACAGAGCAAAUAUCAGUUUACUGCUAUAUUAAUCUUCUCAAUGCUGUGCACAGAACCCAAAGAGGCUUUAAAGUGGUGUUUUUUGAGAACGGAAUUUGGUCUGGUGUUCUGUUACUUUGUAGGGUUAUAUUGUUUUAAAUAUUGAAAUCAGUAACUUGAUAACGGUCCAAAUACUAACUAAGGAAUUAUGAUAAGAUUAUGGAUCGUGAUCCUGCCUGAAAAAAUUGUAACAUGAUAUUUUUUCAAUAUCACCCUACUUUUUCAUCCCACUUGAGUUUGCAGGUCUGCAUGUUACUGUUCACCUUUGUCUUGUCUUCCAAAUAAGUUUAGCUAGUGUGGGCAUUUGUUUCCAUCCUGUCUGACUGCCUCUUGUUUCUUGAUCCGUAAGACUACUUUUUAGUGAUGUUCCCAAAUCUCAGCAAUAAGUAAUGAUUGGCAAAACAAUAUGAUAUAGUAUUAUCCUCUUGGUAAACACUAAAAUGGAAUAUCCCUACUAUUUUAAUUUAAAAGAACAUGGCCAAAUACUACUUUUCCAUUGCCUUAUAAAGUGACUGUAGCCAUAUGGCUGUGUAUAUUGAUUUGUAAAUAUGUAUUGAUAAGAUCAUCAACUAAAAGAAAAAGGACUUUA